AAAUGUCAAACUUAAGAAGAGGAAAACCCCCCAAAACAAAACAAACAAGAGAACAAACAAACAAACAAAAAACAAAAAAAAACACAUUUACCAAAAAUAUCAGUCUCUGUGUGAAUCACUUAUUUGAAUAAUAAAAUGAUGUUUAGAGAACAAUUGAUGAUAUAGAGAAUUUGUGAAAUGCUGAUUUAGUUUUGGAUGAAUAGAGCAUGUAAAUAUGUUCUUUCUUUCCAGCAUCUGUUGACAGUGCCCAGAAAAGUGAUGUGUCAAAAACCCAAAGAAGUCCCAGGACUUUGUCUGCCAUCUUGAAAUCCAGAACAGUCCCCAGGCCACUGAGUGUCCAGUUCAAAUCCCAAACAGAACUAACGCUUUUGAGCAAGGCAGAGAAAACGCUGGAGAGCCAAAUCCAAGUCAGUCUGAGGGAAAACUACAGCCAGAACUGAUGGAUUAAAAUUUCUGUUUCAUUAUGUCUAAUAUUGACUACAUAAUUUAACAGAACACUCCUCUUAGAUCACUGUAUGUGGUUGAAUGGUGUUGGCAGCAUUAGUGCCAUAAUAUUUCUCAUAUUUAUAGCUGUCAGAUUAUAGUAUCAGAUAACAUAACAGUCUGUUAUUAUUUUUUCACAUUCCAAUGAUAUUCCUCAGCUGACUGUGUGAGAAAUGUAAAUUAUGAAAAAAUGUUAUCUUGUCCUUUUCGGCGCUUUCACUGCAUUAUGUGGCCUUCAUUAAAAAUUGAGACUUUAUUAUUAAGCUUUUUCUGUCCAUACUUAGAAAAAAUGAGUCUAUUCUGUUCAUCUGGAUGUAGCGUUCCAGAUGAAUAUAGUGCCAAAUCACAGCAACAGCUGCCCCAAAGCGCUUUAUAUUGUAAGGUAAAGACCCUACAAUAAUAUACUGUAAUUCUUCAUGUCUGUGUAAAGCUUUGUGAGUAACUUAAAGGAGAAACGUUCACAGAGCACCAGGGAGUAUUCUUCUGUAAUGUGUUCCAGUAAAUUAAAGGAGAGAGGUUUUAAAUAGUGUACUGUAUUGUUGGGUUCUUGGAGACCUGGAUUGCAAAUACAAGUGCACAAUGGACUAUUAAGGAGUAUUAGUACUAAAAGAAAAACCCAUGCUGAUUGGCUUGUUUGACUGGUUUGCAUUAGCAGCAGGUGUACAGUAGGCUGAGGUUGCUGCCUGUACUUUGUUUCUUACAUCAUACGCUGAUGAGUCAGAGGGACGGACAAACAAGGACCAGGAAAAAGCUGGUGUAACCCAGAGUCACCUCAGCCUCAGCAAGAAGCAGGAAAACAUAUUCAGAGAAGGAAGGCUUCUCACAAAACCAGACCGAGGAGGAAGUUGAGAGAUGACUGAGGACUUGGAGGAGCAGGAAGACGAGCUGCUCGCUCUCCAGAGUAUCUUUGAUGCGGACGAGUUUGUUCGGGAUGAGUCGAAGUCUGCCGGAGAAAUCCGAGUAUGUGUCGAGCUUCCUGCCGGCUUCAGCGUGGCUCUCAGAGAGGGUGAAAGUCUGCGUCAGUAUGAUAUUUCUUUCCUUCCACCGCUGCUUUUGAACUUUGGGCUUCCUGGGGACUACCCCUCCUCCUCCCCUCCUUCCUUCAGCCUCACCUGCAGCUGGCUGACUCGCACACAGUUGGCUGCACUGCGUGCUCAUCUCGGUGAUCUCUAUGAGGCCACUGGGGGCGCUGUGGUGCUCUUUUCCUGGGUGCAGUUUCUCAGAGAAGACGCUCUGAGGUUCCUGAACAUCCACAGUAAGCUGGAUCUUCCUCCUGAUGAACGCAGCACCCUGCAUUAUAACCAGGACCAACACGAUGCUGAACCCUCAGGACCAAAGAACAAUUCAGAGCCAGAGUUCUCUGUACCAUCCUCGGAAGUUCAGGAGAAUCCUUCUGACGGGAGCAGCACAGACUCUCAGGGAGCUUCGGCUUUAGACUCCUGCAAGCAUGACCAGAAGGAUUUGAACUCUCACCAGAGCCAGAGUGAUCUAACCUCAGAUUAUCAAAGAGCUCUUUCUCCAGAGCCUGCACUCCAAAACCAAACUGCACACACUCCAGAUGUGACAAUCCUCCAAGCCUCAGAGUUUAAGGUUGAUCCCCAGGAUGAUCUUUCUUCAUCUGCAGAGAAAUCCAAGAAUCAUCAAAGUGGCUGGGGAGAUUUCUCAAAUGAAGGAGAUGCUUCUCUCUCAUCGCUGCUUCCCUCUACCUCCUCAGGCACGUUAGAUCCAAGUGAACUUGGAGCUGCUUCUCUGCCGGUCCACCCCACAGAUUCUCCUCAGAGUGAAGAGCAAACCCUCUCUGGUCUCUUUUUAACUCCAUCACAGACUCUGCUGUCCCACAUUUUGAUCUAUAAUGCGGCCCAGAAACAGAAAGUGUUUGCCACCACCGUCUUUGACUGUGGGGUUUGUUUUAUGGGCCGACUCGGGUUCGAGUGCGUGAAGCUGUCACCGUGUGGCCACGUCUUCUGCCGGGCCUGUCUCUGCAAGUUCUGUACGGUUCAGAUCACAGAGGGGAACGUCCGGGGUGUCACCUGUCCUCAGGCAGACUGCGCUGGUGCUCCUACACCUGCACAGGUGCAGAGUCUGGUAGGGGAGAAGCUGUUUGACCGCUAUGACCGUCUCUUGCUGCAGAACACUCUGGACAGCAUGUCUGAUGUGACGUACUGUCCUCGAACAUCCUGUGGCUCUGCUGUGAUUUUGGAGAAGUCCAGCAAGGCAGCGCUUUGCUCUGAGUGUGGCUUUGCCUUCUGCGUCACCUGCAGAAAAACCUACCAUGGAACGGGGAAGUGUGAGACCAAGAAAAAAUAUGCUGAAAGAUAUAUAAUAGACCUGCCACAGUCACAAGAGGGGAUGAAGGCUCUCUGGGAGGACUAUGUCAGUGGCAGCAGGGAGAGGAAACGCCUGCUGGAAAACAGAUAUGGCUGCAAUUUACUGGUGUCCAUUAUGGAAAAAAACCUAAGCGACAACUGGAUUGCCAACAAUAGCAAGAGCUGUCCUGAAUGCUUCAGCAGAAUAGAGAAGGAUGGAGGGUGUGACCGGAUGAUGUGCACUCGCUGUAAGAGGAUUUUCUGUUGGAACUGCCUCACCAGACUGACUCCAGAAAAUACAACCGAACACUUUUAUGGGGGUCAAUGUUCUUCCUAAUUCUAACCUCCCCAGCUAUCAGCUACUUGAAUGUGUUUUUUUGUUGUUGUUUUUUUUGCAUUUUUAAAUAUUUAUUGUGUACAUCUUUAAAGAUAACCUGUAUAAAGGCAGACAGGACAGCAAUUAUUUUAAAAUGUUUUUCUUUAUCAGAAAAUGGAAAAAUUGAUAUUUUACAUCUUGUUACCACGGGUUUCUUCUGUUGCUUUAAAAGUCAUUCCCAAAUGACACCAUGUGUCAUACUGUCUCAUAAUCAGCAGGGGGCACUAAAAACAGGCACAAAAAACAAACUUUUGGUUCCUUAGAAAACACAAAGUGCUGUAAAUUAACAAAGAUUGCCCUCUUUGGCUGUUUUAUUUGCCUUAGGCCGCAAUGAAGCAUUUGCACCAAAGGUGUAUGUUCUAACUCAUUAUAAUUUGUGGCCUUCACUGUCAAUAUACUGAUCAGUUAUUCUUUAAGUUAAUGGACAAAUUAUGUGGUCAGAAAACAGACACAUUUGCCAGAGCCCUAUUUUUUUCAAACCAACAGUUCAAAAA
Messenger RNA from Oreochromis niloticus (Nile tilapia), 3659 nucleotides. Its product is annotated as E3 ubiquitin-protein ligase RNF14. The record is from RefSeq and is a predicted model, not a curated record. Gene Ontology annotation, biological process: protein ubiquitination. The transcript has 7 exons. Gene Ontology annotation, molecular function: ubiquitin-protein transferase activity; zinc ion binding; protein binding. The coding region runs from base 1336 to 3126 and encodes 596 amino acids. Lineage: Eukaryota; Metazoa; Chordata; Actinopteri; Cichliformes; Cichlidae.